Caenorhabditis bovis is the source of this 2160-nucleotide messenger RNA. Lineage: Eukaryota; Metazoa; Nematoda; Chromadorea; Rhabditida; Rhabditidae. The record is from the annotation of a GenBank genome assembly.
AUGAAGGUUCUGAAACCGAUCGACACCAAUUUGCCGGAUAAUCAUGUCAAGGGCGCUGUCGUCGUCGACUCGCAACUCGCUGAAUGCUAUAAUGAUGCGGUGAUGACGGCGAACACGCUGCCGUCGACAUUCAUUCUCAUCGAUCGAAAGAAUGACAAACUGCCGGAGCUUAUAAAACGCAUUUCUGCCGAGUUGAGAUUGCCCGAAGAGCACACGUAUGGUUUGAUUCGAGAAUCGCCGAAGCAGUUCAUCACGCAGGAGAAUCUCGAGAAUGUUGAGCACGGAUUCAUGCUCACGAUUUCGGCGUCGCCGGAGCACUAUGUGAAGCGAAUUCGCGAGAUUUUGACGGAACGCGACGAUUUGAAAAUAAUGGAAUGGGCGGUGGCGAAACUUGACGAGUUUUCCAUGGAUUCCUCUCUAAUCAAAUCAUUCUAUCAAUGCUCAUCGAUUGAGUUGUUGUUCAGUCUUGUGAAGGAUGAUCGCGUCGCGAUGCGAAAUACACUUUUGAGCACGACACUCCGCGCGCUUUCCGGAAUUCUCGACCUUCGUGUUGAUUCGGUCGGAUGGGAGGCGAUGCCGAAGGAUGUUGUCGCGUCGGUGGCGUCAUUGGUGACUGGAAGGGCGAAACGCGAGGAAACGAGCACACUUCUCGUCGCCCUUCAAAUGAUUGACAAGCUGGUGAAUAGUAAUGAUCAGACAAGGGAUUGGGUGCUUGAAGAGGUUCCCAUUGAGACAUUGAUUCGACAUGUCGAGCGAUCGGAUGAGCGCAUCUCAUUCGCGGCGCUCUGCCUUAUGAAUUCGAUGCUGAAGCGGUGCAAUUCGGAUGAGAAGAGAAUGGAAAUGAUCAAUGCGCUUACUGGGGUCCCAUUUCGCAAUGCUGUCAAAUGCUCAUUUCUACGCGGCGGUCGCGAACGCGAAGAAAGUGUUCUCGAGCAGCUUGUCUUCAUCCAGAAGGUUCUAAUUUCGGCCUAUGAUACUUCGACGCCUUCGGACGCGGAUAUUCAGAAGAUUAUUGAGCAUGAAGUGUUGGUUGAGACAUCGACCGAGGAGCAAGACGACUGGAAGCGACAAUUGAAGGAACACGUUUGCGGAAAAUUGGCGACGAAUGCGAUUCUUCGAUUCAUUGAGAAUCAGCCGCAGGAUCUCCGAACGUUGAUUUCCGAGAACACGAUGCGAACCGAAGGUGGCAAAUGGCAGCUGAUACCGUUGCUUCUGCGAAGCGCCGACAUCACCGCCGAGCUGUUCGGAAUUGUCAAAGGCCAAGACGCGAUUCCCGAGCUGAUCGUGAUACUGUUCUCGUCGGAAAACGUCUACGAUGCGGUGUUCGUGUGCACCGUUCAGCUUUUCCAUCGAACGUGGCGUGAAAUGCAGGCGAAAGAGGGCGAAAUGUACAAAGUGACGAACGUUGUGUUCGAGCAGAUUCGACACACACUGAAGAAGUCGAUUGGCGACAUCGAGAGGUUGUCGAGUGAACUCGAAGCGAUGUCGUAUUGGGAAAUGCAGGAGAUUUGGAGGAAAGAGCAAGCGGAGAAGGAGAACGAUCAGCUUUUGAGCAAGAAUAUCAGACUUCUCGGAGAGAAAUUGAGGCCGAGAAUGGAGGAGAUUGUGAAAGUCAAUUUCAGGAAUCACAUGAAGAAAGGGUACAAUUUCAAGAGGCACGGAAAAGGCAAAAAUUUGUCAAAAGCGACUUAUUGGUUUUGGAAACUUGAUAAUUCGGAAAAAUUGUUGACGAUAACGCCGAAUGAAUCGGAGAAUUAUGUUGACGAAUUCCAUGAUGAAGCUAAGCGUCAGAUUUGGCUGAAAGAGAUUGAAAAUGUGACGACUAGUGAUGAAAUUGAUCGAAAAGCGAGUGCAUCGAGAUUCGGCUCAUCGGCGGGUCCGACAAUCCGCAAAAUCCAAUUGAAUCUUCGAGAUGGCGAGGUUAUUGUGGCGCUGACGCCGGAUGAGAGAACGGCGUCGAUUUGGAUGGAAGGAUUGUCGCAAAUCAUUGGAAUCAAUCAAUGCAGGUUUUUUUUCUCGGUGAUGGAAGCGAUGAUUGAUCGAAUGCUGAAAAUGGAGUUGAGGGUUCGCCUACUAGACGUCGAUGUGCCAUCGGAAUCAUGCCACGUGGAGAUCCCGCCGAUUCCUGAGCAUAUUUCGAAAAUCAUUACGAAUCACUGA